Messenger RNA from Cutaneotrichosporon cavernicola, 357 nucleotides. RefSeq lists its product as uncharacterized. Bases 1 to 357 code for a protein of 118 amino acids. The record is from RefSeq and is a predicted model, not a curated record. NCBI's taxonomy places the organism in Eukaryota, Fungi, Basidiomycota, Tremellomycetes, Trichosporonales, Trichosporonaceae. The transcript is spliced from 2 exons.
AUGCUGAUGGCAGAGAGCAGCCUGGACGAUACCGCGAAGGAACUCUCCCUCAAUGGCAGCCGCGAUCGCACCUCGGCCCCGACCCCGUCGUAUGCCGCCAUACGUGCCACGAGGGUCUUUAGACCCAUCAAGGCCCAGCACGGCUCUGUCCUCGCCACCCAGCCCCAGCACGGCUUUCUCCUCCCCACCCAGCCCGAGCACGGCUCUGUCCUCCCCGCCCAGCCCCAGCACGGCUUUCUCCUCCCCACCCAGCCCCAGCACAACUUCCUCCUCCCCACCCAGCCCGAGCACAGCUUUCUCCCCACCCAGCCCUACGGGAGGGCGAUGGCGCGCGCGCGCGAUGAGUUGGGGAUUUAG